Messenger RNA from Aspergillus homomorphus CBS 101889, 1041 nucleotides. RefSeq lists its product as uncharacterized. Bases 16 to 1041 code for a protein of 341 amino acids. The transcript has 2 exons. NCBI's taxonomy places the organism in Eukaryota, Fungi, Ascomycota, Eurotiomycetes, Eurotiales, Aspergillaceae. The record is from RefSeq and is a predicted model, not a curated record.
CUUUAAUAGGAGAACAUGUCUAGCUGGCACAUCGAAGACCCGAUGGACGGAAUCUCGGGCGAGCUGUCCAGCCAACACGGGGCGCUGCGGUCGACGCUGCUGUUUUUCAUGGCGGUGUCCUGGUACAACGUGAUCGAACUGGUGGUGCUGGUGCUGACAACCUUCCGACGCUGGCGGGGACUGUACUUCUGGAGUCUGCUGCUGUCGGGAUGUCUGGGCGUGGCGCCAUACACGGUGGGCUUCCUGCUCAAGUUCUUCAGCCACGUUUCGUCAACGGUGACAGUGACGGUGCUGACAGUGGGGUGGUGGGUGAUGGUGACGGGCCAGUCGCUGGUGCUGUACUCGCGGCUGCACCUGGUGCUGCGUGACGAGCGACUGCUGCACCGCGUGUUGGCGCUGAUCAUCGCGAACGUCUUCCUGCUGCACAUCCCGACGACCGUGCUCACAUACGGUGCCAACGUCAUCCGCGGGCCCGCCUGGGUGCGCGGUUACAAUAUCAUGGAGAAGCUGCAGCUCACGGGCUUCACCCUGCAGGAGGUGCUGAUCUCCAUGCUCUACAUCUGGGAGACCGUCAAGCUGCUGCGCAUGUGCUCCGCCCGCGAGAACCGCAAGAUCAUGCGCCAGCUCGUCGGCAUCAACGUCGCCAUGCUCAUCAUGGAUCUGGUCCUGCUAAGCCUCGAGUACGCCAACUACUACGCCAUCCAGAUCAGCCUCAAGGGCGCCGUCUAUAGCAUCAAGCUGAAGCUCGAGUUCGCCGUCCUCGGCCGUCUGGUCGCCGUCGUCCACAAUCGCCAUCCCCCCGCUCCGCUCGACGGCGACCUCCAGCUCAGCCAGUACACGGAGGCGCCUGAUAGUCACCACGGAUCCGGGAUCGUCUUCAGCUCCCGCGGGCUCCUCCGGCUCGUCCAGAUCGUCCGGCUCGAGAGUGGUAGUAUCACCACCGUCAACAGUGGGCGCUUCAACCUCUCUCUGAUCACUCACUCUCACCUCCAAAUCUCCCUCUCUCUCGCCAGGAUCCCUCGCUCCAUCCCAAACAAAUAA